Molecule: messenger RNA, 500 nt
Organism: Vitrella brassicaformis
Lineage: Eukaryota; Vitrellaceae
Source: the annotation of a GenBank genome assembly
AUGCCCAAGGUAAUUAAUGCGGUAUGAAAGGGGCAGCAGGAUGUGAAUGCAUGCGGGCAUUGACACAUGCGUGUGUGGGUGUGUGUGUUGGCACUGCAGGAUUCGAACAAACGCGGCGGCACAGGGCCGACGGGUCCCUACUCCAAAGCCAAGGUAGGUACCGCUGACAGGGAGAAGCCAGCCAGGCGUCAAAAGCAAGAAAGGGGAUGGCGGGCACGCAGCAGGUACGAUGGAUGCAUAUCCUAUAUCUCAGGAGCCGCGCAAGUCCCAGUACCAGUUGCGUGGCGGCCGCGGGAGCGACGAGGCGCUCCUCGGGGGCAUCGAGUCCGACCGUCGGGCAAGUCGGGUGGCCAAGGAGCUGCGGCAGCAGGUGCAGGAGCAGGCCCAGAAGGUGCUCAAGGAGUUGCAGCAGUUCAACGCCAAGGACCGUGACCUGGCGCUGGGCGAUGGGGCAGCCCGGCUCAAGUCCCUGGCGCCCGACCUCACCAACCAGGAGAUGC